Molecule: messenger RNA, 1670 nt
Organism: Cucumis melo (muskmelon)
Lineage: Eukaryota; Viridiplantae; Streptophyta; Magnoliopsida; Cucurbitales; Cucurbitaceae
Product: 7-deoxyloganetin glucosyltransferase-like
Exons: 3
Coding region: 126-1595 (489 amino acids)
Molecular function (GO): UDP-glycosyltransferase activity
Source: RefSeq, a predicted model, not a curated record
UAAGUUCAAAUUAUUACUUCUUGCUUUUGCAGCUGCCUAUAACAAUAUCAGAAUUCUUACAUACUUUUAUUUCUCAAAAAACUGAGCAAUUUCCCAUUUCAAGAAGAAAAGAAAAAAAUUCAAAGAUGGGAUCUGUCUCACAAACUGAAAAACCACAUGCUGUAUGUAUCCCAUAUCCAGCCCAAGGCCAUAUCACCCCUAUGCUAAAGCUUGCUAAGCUUCUCCAUCACAGAGGUUUCUACAUAACUUUCGUCAACACCGACUACAAUCACCGUCGUCUUCUCAAGUCGAGAGGCCCCAACUCGCUCGAUGGCUUGCAAGAUUUUACCUUCCAAACCAUUCCCGACGGCCUUCCGUACUCGGAUGCCAACUCUACUCAAGAUAUUCCAGCACUUUGUGAAUCCACCUUCAAGAAUUGCUUAGCCCCUUUUCGUGAUCUUAUUUCACAACUGAACUCAAUGGCAGCUUCUCCUUCCAGUAAUAUGCCACCAGUUAGUUGUAUUGUUAGUGAUGCUGCUAUGUUUUUCUCUAUGGUGGUUGCCAGUGAGUUUAAUAUCCCUUAUGCUUUUCUUUGGACUGCUAGUGCUUGUGGCUACCUUGGUUACUUCCAGUAUGAACAUCUCAUCGACCAAGGCUUGAUUCCACUUAAAGAUAUGAGUCAGAUAACAAAUGGAUAUUUAGAAACUACGACGGUCGGAUGGACUCAAGGAAUGAAAAAUAUACGUUUGAGAGAUCUUCCUUCUUUUUUUAGAACAACAGUUCGAGAGGAUAUCAUAUUCAAUUUUAUCAUUCAAGCAAUGAAAAGCUCUCGAGAAGCACCUGCAAUUAUAUUAAACACAUUUGAUGCAAUCGAAGGAGAUGUCAAAGAUUCUCUUUCUUCUAUCCUUCAAUCCAUUUACACCAUUGGUCCACUUCACAUGCUUGCCAACCAAAUAGAUGAUGAAAAUCUAACAGCAAUUGGCUCAAACCUAUGGGCUGAGGAAUCAGAAUGCAUUGAGUGGCUUAACUCUAAGCAACCCAACUCAGUUGUUUAUGUAAAUUUUGGUAGCAUCACAGUGAUGACACCACGACAAAUGAUUGAAUUUGCAUGGGGAUUAGCUGAUAGUGGGAAGCCAUUCUUGUGGAUUACAAGGCCUGAUUUAAUUGUGGGAGAUUCAGCCAUUUUGCCUCAUGAAUUUGUAGCACAAACUAAAGAUAGAAGCUUGAUAGCAAGUUGGUGUUGUCAAGAACAAGUGUUGAACCAUCCUUCAAUAGGAGGAUUUCUAACACAUAGUGGAUGGAAUUCAACUCUUGAGAGUAUAUGUGCUGGUGUUCCAAUGAUUUCAUGGCCCUUCUUUGCUGAACAACAAACAAAUUGUCGUUAUUGUUGCACUGAGUGGGGGAUUGGAAUGGAAAUUGAUAACAAUGUAAAAAGAAAUGAAGUGGAAGAGUUAGUGAGAGAGUUGAUGGAUGGAGAAAAAGGUAAGAAAAUGAAAGAGAAUGUAAUGUAUUUGAAGAGUAAAGCUGAAGAAGCAUAUAAACCAGGUGGUUUUGCUUACAAGCAAUUGGAUAAGCUGAUCAAUGAAGUACUUUUGUCAAACAUAAAGAAGGUUUAAACUUUGUAUAUCCAAAGUUCUCUGCUUUACACUUAAUUGAUCUGCUUUUCUUCUUUAAGAACCUAUGUAUUAUGA